AUGGUGGAUGCCGCAUCUGCUGUAGCAUCAACAGGCCUUUUUGCCACUUCGUAUGAUAAUAUCAACAUGGUGUUCCGUGCAGCUGAGCAAAUUGUUGGGUGGACAGAUGCUCAGGAGAAUGGCACAUGUGCCACAAUUUGGCCGCUGUGGAAGGCAAGACUGGAAGACAUGAAAGUCGAGGACCUGACUUCCACCUUUGAUCAAGCACCCCUGCUCUCUAUUCAUGAUAUAAUUGUGACAUAUGGUGGUGAGGGUUUUGAGAAGUUUGGGGAUGAUCUUGCACGCACACUGCCAGUCAGUGACGAGAAGAUUGAGCUCAACAAAACACCACUCCACCCUCUCCCAGCCAUGGAUAUUGAUGAGUCUACAAUCGUUGGUGGGGCCGAGGUUGUGGAAACAAUUUUUGACAUACUCGGGAUUCGCAAAGUGAAGGGCUGGCUUGGGACCAUCAAGUUUUUUUGUGGCGAUCAGCUUACUAUCGCUCAGCUACGGGCGCUUGUCAAUAUUUGGGCUGGCCAUGAGGGAGGCUAUUCAGGCUUUGGGUGGGGCGUUUGGAUGCCAGGACUUUUCCAUGCGAAGAUGGCUGAUGUCCAUGGCUGUCUUCUGACACAUUGGGGGAAACCGUCUGCAGGAACUCAAAAUCCAGGAUGCUUGGCCUUUCACAACACAGUUCUCCAACGUAAGCCCAUCACCAUUACAUCCCCCCCACCCUUUCGCACAUGCCGUGAUCUUAUCUUUGUGUCACUCUAUGCCCGGGUCCUGCACUGUCUGCUUCUUGUCUCAAAGAAGGCAUCUCUCAAGGAGUGUCUCGAGGAUUUGACAUGGGCCCAACUUGAACUCUACUCAACAGAAAUCCUCAAGAAAUUUGGAAGUGCGGACAUUGUUUCUGAGCUGAGACAGAAGCGGAAACAAGCUGCAGCGAAGCUGACCACAGAGACGCCAGUGCAUGACGGUGACAUGGUGUUCGAAAAUGCUGUUCUCUUCUUUCGCGAUGCUCUUCUCUCGCGUGAGUUCACGGAUGCUGUCAAAUCUGGGGACUCAGGCCGAGUUUUAUUAGUUCUGAAAACCUGGGCGCUUAGCUUUCGGGGAAGUGGCCAAACAAAAUAUGCACAUGAAAUGUUGCAUUUAAUCCAUAACCUUACCCAUGUAUGGCCCAGGGAAAUCCGAAACAUCGUCCUCAAUAACUGGUUGAUAAGUCCCACUGGGAACCCAAAUUCAUGGAUCGAGGUUGACCUUAUGCAGGAACACAUGAAUUUUUGGAUUAAGAAUUUCUACCGAGCCUAUGGCAGCUCUGCAUCAUGGGAAUGGCUCGAAAUGGUGGCCCCAUGUGUUGAGAUCCUUCGACAGCUUGCUCGUGGGUUUAAACAGAUGCUCGGGUCGGACUUAGGGACUGCCCACCAUCCUAUGGACUUGUCCCAUGAUCUGCCUGAUCUCAUGGAUAAUGAGGAUGAUGCCCCAGCAGUCGAUAUCAUUUCCUCUGGGCUCAAGGAUCUUCUCAAAGGAAAAGAAAGUCCUUUAGUCAACUAUAAUGACGCAUUCCAUCACCUCCAGGCAAGACGUUGCCUCAAACCAUUGGUGGGAUCCGAGUCGGAUGAGGACGAGGCUCCUGCUGCUCAGACAUCACUUGCGACCACUGUCGAAGUUCUUCGACACUCGGAGGAUCCCGAACUCGAGGAUCCAGGAUCGCAGGAAGGUAGUUCAGAUGACUUCAACUUCAACUCCGGCUCGGAAAACUCAGAUGACGAAGAGUCCGAGCACCCCGGUGAGUUCCUACAAGAGUUUGAAGACGGGAAUGUCCAAGAAUUAUCCCUCGAGUCUGCAGCGGAUGUCUGCCUUGACAUGGAUGCUGAAGAUCUUGCCACACUUGACCGAGAUGUUGACUUGGAGCAUGAACAUGACUCAGAUUUGGACACUGAUGAAGAAGGAGGCUUUGUUUAA
Messenger RNA from Cyclocybe aegerita, 1938 nucleotides. Lineage: Eukaryota; Fungi; Basidiomycota; Agaricomycetes; Agaricales; Hemipholiotaceae. The record is from the annotation of a GenBank genome assembly.